CGGUCGUGUUUUUCAGUUCAGUACGCUUGAUCCACUCGAUCCAUUCAGUUGGAUCAGUUUACCACCAUCGACGGCAACAUUAAAUUUUAAGUCAACGAGGACAGCAGGAAAUAACUGUGCAGCCAAAGUGCAGAGGGCAUUAUGUUGCCCCACUGGAAGCGGCUGCUGUUCGCCGCUGUGUUUGCUGGAGCGGUUUUUAGUACAAACGCUCAAUUUUGGAAGCAAUCGGGCACAUCGGGAUCAAUAUAUGAGAAUGUGCGCCAGAGAGACGAUUCACGAGUAGCAUACUCGAUGGACGAGAGUUACGAUAUUGUUGAUUCGGCCAAGAAUUGUACGGCGGGCAGGGGCUGUGUGCCCAAGUGCAUUGCGGAGAAGGGCAAUCGUGGCCUGCCCGGGCCCGAGGGUCCGAUCGGUAUCACGGGUUUGAAGGGAUAUGCCGGUCCCGAGGGACCGCCCGGUGACAAGGGCCAAAAGGGUGAUCCGGGACCAUAUGGAGCACGUGGCGACAAAGGUGAAAGUGGCAUGCCCGGUGUACCCGGUAUGCCGGGUUUGCGCGGUUUAUCCGGUACACCCGGUACACCCGGUAAUCCCGGUACAAGUGGCAAGGAUGGCUGCGAGGGCAAACAGGGUCUGCUCGGCGUACCCGGUCUGGAUGGUAUGCCCGGACCACGCGGUUUUCCCGGCGGUCCCGGCAUCAAGGGCGAGAAAGGUGAUCCGGCCAAGGAGAACGGUGACUAUGCCAAGGGUGAGAAGGGUGAUCCUGGCCAUGCAGGUCGUCCCGGCCCCGCCGGCCCGGAGGGCGAACGCGGUGAGAAGGGAGAACGCGGUGAUUCGGGUCCAUAUGGACCGCCCGGACUACGUGGUGAUCGCGGCAUCAAGGGUGACAAGGGUGCCGCCUGCUUUGCCAUACCACUGGCUGGCAAGCAAGGCGAGAAGGGCGAAAAGGGAGAUCCGGCACCAAGGCUGCCAGCCCACGGCACUGACACGGUCGUCGGUCAGCGCGGUGAUGUCGGCCAGAAGGGUGAAAUGGGACCGAUGGGCCUUAAGGGCGGUCUAGGACCGGCUGGUGAGCCAGGACACGAUGGACGAAAGGGUGAAAAAGGCUUGCCUGGCGGCGCUGGUGAAAGAGGUCGUCAAGGUAACUUUGGUCCCCCCGGACCGCUUGGACAAAAGGGAGAUCGUGGCGAGAACGGUUUGAAUGGCCUGCCCGGUCAGUCGGGUGUGAAAGGUGAGCCGGGACGUGAUGGAAAGCCGGGAGAUCGUGGUCUGGUUGGACCCCAAGGACCGCCGGGCGGUGGACGUGGGCAACCGGGCCCAAGCGGACCAAAGGGACCUCGUGGCUAUGCUGGUCAGCCCGGUCCAAAGGGCUUGGACGGCAUGGAUGGACCACAAGGACAGAAAGGCUACAUGGGUCCCAAAGGUGGCCCCGGCUUGGCCGGCAAUCCGGGCAACGAAGGACCUCCGGGACAAAAGGGUGAGAAGGGUAACGCUGGCCGAUUAGGCCCCUCGGGUCCUAAAGGACCAAUUGGACACAAUGGCCCUCCAGGACCUGAAGGACAAAAUGGCGAGGAUGGUAUGCCAGGCCACGGUAUCCAAGGACCUAAAGGAGAUGAUGGACAACCCGGAUCCCCCGGCCAAAAAGGCAGCAAGGGAGAACGUGGCUUUAUGGGUGAGCGCGGUGUGCCCGGCGAUUCGAAAUUGGGCCGACCUGGCAUACCAGGUCGCGCUGGUAGUCCCGGACAAAAGGGUGAAGACGGUCGCCCUGGCAAUCAUGGCGAGAAAGGUGACAUGGGCCCUAAGGGUGAUGUGGGUGGCAAGUGCUCGUUGUGUCCACCUGGACUGAAGGGAGAUAAAGGUGAACAUGGCGUCCCCGGCAUGCCUGGCAAUCCUGGCGAGCGUGGACCAACCGGUGAGCGCGGCUACCAAGGCGAUCGUGGUGAAGAUGGCAUAACUGGACUAGACGGACCCCAGGGUAUGAAGGGAGAGGAAGGCUAUCCGGGUGUACCCGGAUCGAUGGGUCCCAAGGGUGAUUCUUGCCUUGAGGACCUCAGCCUGAUCAAGCCGGAGAGGGGACAGAAGGGCGAGCAAGGAUAUCCCGGUGCAUCCGGCGUGAAGGGUGAACCCGGUGAGAAUGGAAAUAACGGCGCUCCUGGCCUCAAGGGCGAAAUGGGAGUGAAGGGCGAUAUGGGCUAUGCCGGUCAGCCUGGUAAUGAUGGUGCGCCUGGCAGCGAUGGUCUACGCGGCUUCAAUGGUGUCGAUGGUAUAAGCAUCAAGGGCGAACCUGGUCGUGCUGGCUACGAUGGCAUUAAGGGUGACAAGGGCUCCACGGGCUAUUCUGGAUUGAAGGGCGAACCGGGCACAUGCGCCGCAAGCGAACUGAAGGUGCCGCUCAAGGGUAACAAGGGUGAGCGUGGCAACACUGGCAUGCCCGGACCCAGCGGUGAAAUGGGCCAGAAGGGUGAACAUGGCCUGCCCGGCGAGAAAGGCGCAAUGGGACCUCAAGGACCAGUCGGUAAUGUUGGACCACGCGGCUUGACCGGACAACGCGGCGACAAGGGCAAUCCCGGCCAAUAUGGUACGCCUGGUAGCGAUGGCAAGGAUGGAGUCCGUGGACCGCCGGGUCGCAAUGGCGAGCGUGGACAAAAGGGAGAGCAAGGCAUCACUGUGGCGGGACCACGUGGCCCACAAGGUCGCGAUGGUUUGAUUGGCGAGAAGGGCGAUCGCGGCGUCGUUGGAGCUACCGGCCGUGUCGGACCGGAUGGCAAUCCGGGUUAUCCAGGCGAGAAGGGUGAUGCCGGUUCCGCUGGUUCACCAGGCCGGACUGGCCUGGUCGGUGCCAAGGGUGAACCGGGCCCAGUUGGUCCCGAAGGACGUCCCGGCCCACCCGGUAGUCCCGGCAUCGAUGGUGUUCAGGGACGUGACGGUGCCAAGGGCGAGGUUGGUAUGCCCGGUCUCGUUGGUAUGCCAGGCAUCAAAGGUGAGCGCGGAGCACCAGGCAACGAUGGUCAGAAAGGCUUCACCGGUCCUGCCGGUGGCAUGGGCCAGCGUGGUCCUCUCGGUUCAGCUGGUAUUCCUGGAAUGAAGGGAGACAAGGGUGAGAGGGGUUUGACUGGCAACGAUGGCCUGACUGGCGCCCGUGGUGCACCCGGACCACCCGGUAUUAGGGGUUUUAAGGGUGACACCGGUCCACAGGGUCAACCCGGCCAAAACGGCUCCGAUGGCUAUAUGGGCGAGAAAGGUGACCAGGGCCUGCCGGGCUUCGAGGGACCACAGGGCGAGCCAGGCGAUGCUUCCGAAAAGGGAGAGAAGGGUGAGCCCGGUCUGUCCGGACUACGCGGCCAGGAUGGACCGGUCGGAUUGCCAGGUAUGAUUGGCGAGAAGGGACUGGCUGCUCUACCCAUACAUGGACGGCCCGGUGCACCGGGUGAGAAGGGCAACGCUGGACGUGACGGCCUCGAUGGACAAAAUGGACGGCCGGGUGAAAAGGGUGAUGCUGGCUUUCCGGGCGCAAGUGGACCAAAGGGUGACAAAGGUAUUGCCGGACAGCCGGGCCUGACUGGCGGUCCUGGCAAUGAUGGUCAGCCCGGACCCCAAGGCAGUCGUGGCGCUACAGGCUACGCCGGUCCCAAGGGCAACAAGGGCGAGCGUGGGCUAGCUGGUGCCGCUGGCGCAAAGGGUGUCAUGGGUCUGACGGGCCGACAAGGAUAUCCCGGCGAAACUGGCGCAAAGGGUGACAAGGGCGAACGGGGUCCGAGGGGACCAGCCACCCAAGUCAACAUGCUGGAUCUGAGGGGUGAGAAGGGUAUCCGCGGCAGCGAUGGCCUGCCCGGCCGGCCCGGACUUCAGGGUAUCAAGGGCAACCAAGGACCAGUUGGCUAUCCAGGCGAGAAGGGAGAGCAUGGCCUAACCGGACCCUCUGGCAUUGCUGGCCUGCCUGGCUUACCUGGAUCAAAGGGUGAUAUGGGCUUGCAUGGUGAGCCUGGAGCACCUGGCCCCAUUGUCAAGGGCGAGAAGGGUCUGCCCGGACGUAAUGGCAAAUCUGGACGUGAAGGUGCAACUGGACCACGUGGCAUGAAGGGCGAUCGUGGCUUGCCCGGCCUGGCUGGCAACGCUGGUCUCGUUGGUCUACCCGGACCCAUCGGUCCGACCGGUAUGAAAGGUGAACGUGGUAUGACUGGUACGCCUGGCAUUGAUGGCAGUGCUGGCUUUAAUGGUGUGCCCGGCCUAAAGGGAGAGGCCGGUUUUCCCGGACUCAAGGGUGAGCGCGGCGUCGCUGGCUUCGAGGGACAAAAGGGCGACAAGGGUGACAGAGGCAUGGCUGGAGCACCUGGUCGGAUUGGUCUGACUGGUCUCAAAGGUAAUAUGGGCAUGCCUGGCAUGGAUGGUCAACCAGGACGCCCGGGUCCAGUGGGCGAGAAGGGUUUGGCCGGACUCAAGGGCCGUGAUGGCUACAACGGUCAGCCUGGUGCACGUGGCAUUAAGGGUGAGCCUGGCCUGUUGUCACCGCCCGGACCAAAGGGUGAACCCGGCAAUCCCGGUCACAAUGGACAAAAGGGAGAGAUUGGACCACCGGGUGCCACUGGUCUGAUUGGCAUCCAAGGUGAACGUGGCGAGAAGGGUGAACGUGGUGCCAUCGGUCUAUCCGGCGCUGUCGGUCACCCCGGCAUCAAGGGCGAACGUGGCGAACAAGGACAGAAGGGUUAUGCGGGUGCUGUUGGUGCCAUCGGUUACAAGGGUGAGCCCGGCCAGUCGUACAGCGGUGCCCAGGACUAUCUGACCGGUAUACUGGUGACGCGUCACAGCCAAAGCGUUCAGGUGCCACAAUGUGCGGCGGGUCACAUCGAAUUAUGGACGGGCUACUCACUGCUCUAUGUCGAUGGCAAUGAUUAUUCGCAUAAUCAGGAUCUCGGCCAGCCCGGCUCGUGUGUGCAGCACUUCUCCACACUGCCGGUGCUGUCCUGCGGACAGAACAACGUAUGCAACUAUGCGUCGCGUAACGACAGAAGCUUCUGGCUAUCCACAUCGGCAUCCAUUCCGAUGAUGCCGGUCAACGAUAACGAGAUCCGCAAAUAUAUUUCACGCUGCGUUGUCUGCGAGGCGCCAGCCAAUGUGAUUGCCGUGCACAGCCAGUCGCAGGCGAUACCCGACUGCCCCAAUGGCUGGGAGAGCCUAUGGUUCGGCUACAGUUUCCUCAUGCACACGGCCGUUGGCAAUGGGGGCGGUGGACAGGCGCUCCAAUCGCCUGGCUCCUGCUUGGAGGACUUCCGGGCCACACCGUUCAUUGAGUGCAAUGGGGCUAAGGGACACUGCCAUUUCUAUGAGACGAUGACGAGCUUCUGGAUGGUCACGUUGGAGGAUGGCGAUCAGUUCUCGCGGCCCGAGCAGCAGACAAUCAAGGCGGGCAAUCUACUGUCUCGCGUCUCCAGGUGUCAUGUCUGUAUGAAGAACUCGUCAUAAGCGGGGUUCGGGUCGGACGGACCACACCUAAUAAUUUUAAUCUAAAUCUAAUACCUAAACUAAACCAACGAACAAUAUACACACACACAAAAACAAACAAACACACAAACAAACACACACACAACAACACAUUCAAAAGCAAAACUAGAACCAACACUGCUACCAAAUUCCUUAAACUAACCAAAAAAAGAACCAAAACCAAACCAAUGAAAUAUGCUGUACCGCACCGAGGUUAAGCGGCGCCUGAUGCCAUCUUUUGUAUCUGCCAUUAAAUAACAUGUAAACUGCUAUUUAAGUUAAGUGACAACAAAUAAACUAGCCUGGUAAUAUGUAAAAAAAAAAACAAAAAAAAAAACAAAAACAAAACUACCUUUACAUAAUAAUACUUAUACUUAUUUUGGCUAGCAGCACACGACUCCAAAUACCCGAAUACCCCAACUCUGCCUUAUCCUGCUCUGCCCCAUCCUGCGAACUAUGCUUGCCACAUUUUGUUCCACACGAAAUGCAUGAUUCAAAAGCCAAAUAAUAUUCGCAAAUUUAUUUUUUUUACAUAUCCCAACUGUGUGCUAGCAAAACUCUUUCGAAAUACACAACUCAAAUACAAAAGCCAAAAAAAAAUGGUAAAAAAUAGUCAGACAAUAAAUCAAUUUCAUAAAACUCGUAUUUACCGUUCAAGUGAGAA
Molecule: messenger RNA, 6139 nt
Organism: Drosophila grimshawi
Lineage: Eukaryota; Metazoa; Arthropoda; Insecta; Diptera; Drosophilidae
Gene: Col4a1
Product: collagen alpha-1(IV) chain
Exons: 9
Coding region: 142-5457 (1771 amino acids)
Cellular component (GO): collagen trimer
Molecular function (GO): extracellular matrix structural constituent
Source: RefSeq, a predicted model, not a curated record